Melozone crissalis (California towhee) is the source of this 3464-nucleotide messenger RNA. It is a transcript of the gene NACC2, whose product is annotated as NACC family member 2. Gene Ontology annotation, molecular function: DNA-binding transcription factor activity, RNA polymerase II-specific; RNA polymerase II cis-regulatory region sequence-specific DNA binding; protein binding. NCBI's taxonomy places the organism in Eukaryota, Metazoa, Chordata, Aves, Passeriformes, Passerellidae. The record is from RefSeq and is a predicted model, not a curated record. Bases 316 to 2046 code for a protein of 576 amino acids. Gene Ontology annotation, biological process: regulation of transcription by RNA polymerase II. The transcript has 7 exons.
UGCCGGUCCCGCCGGGCCGGUCUGUGCGGCGGCUGCCGGCGCUGCUGGGCGAGGUCAGGGAAAGUCCAUGUGAGGAGCGGCUGGAAUCACUUCCUGCCGCCGCCCGGCCCCGCCGCGUCAGGCCCAGGGCAGCGUCGGGGGCCGGCGCCCCGCAGCCUUGGCAUCUCCCCCGUGUUUCUCCAAGCACGUUCCUGGAGGUAAUCCUGGCCCAGCUGAAGCCAUUGAGGAUUUUGCCACUGACUUCAUCCCUGCUAUGUGCCCUACUUUGGAUAUUCCUGCAUUGAAUGUCUGAGGAGCUCCGGCCGACCCUGAGCCAUGUCGCAGAUGUUGCACAUAGAGAUUCCCAACUUCGGGAACACCGUUCUGGGCUGCCUGAACGAGCAGCGCCUGCUGGGGCUCUACUGCGAUGUCUCCAUCGUGGUGAAGGGCCAAGCCUUCAAGGCUCACCGGGCGGUGCUGGCCGCCAGCAGCCUCUACUUCCGAGACUUGUUCAGUGGGAACAGCAAAAACGCCUUCGAGCUGCCGGGCACCGUCCCCCCGGCCUGCUUCCAGCAGAUCCUCUCCUUCUGCUACACCGGCAAGCUGACCAUGGCGGCGAGCGAGCAGCUGGUGGUGAUGUACACGGCGGGCUUCCUGCAGAUCCAGCACAUCGUGGAGAAAGGCACGGACUUGAUGUUCAAGGUCAGCUCCCCGCACUGUGACUCUCAGACCACCAUGAUCGAAGACCCCAGCUCGGAGCCGCAGAGCCCCUGCAACCAGCUGCAGUCGGCCUCGGCGCCCUACGUCAUGUCCCCCUCCAUGCCCAUCCCGCUCCUCACGCGCGUCAAACACGAGAACCUGGAGCUGCAGGCCCUGCCCGGCCUGCCCGGCAAGCGGCCCCUGGAGCCCGGUGCCCGGGACGGGCCUGGCGGCGCCGGUGCCACCGCGGGGCCCCUGAAGCUGUCCCGAGUCUCCUACUACGGGGUGCCCAACCUGGCCACGCUGCUGCCCAACGUGCAGCAGGUGCAGUACUCGCAGGGGGAACGCACCAGCCCCGGCGCCAGCAGCAUCCCCACCACCGACAGCCCCACCUCCUACCACAACGAGGAGGACGAGGAGGACGACGAGGCCUACGACACCAUGGUGGAGGAGCAGUACGGGCAGAUGUACAUCAAGUCCUCGGGAGGUUACUCUGUGGCCCAGGAGAAGACAGAGCAGAUCCCCCUGGAGAACCGCUCGUGUGUGCUGAUCCGGCGGGACCUGGUGGCGCUCCCUGCCAGCCUCAUCAGCCAGAUCGGCUACCGCUGCCACCCCAAGCUCUACUCCGAGGGAGACCCUGGAGAGAAACUCGAGCUUGUAGCAGGCUCAGGUGUUUACAUCACCCGGGGGCAGCUGAUGAAUUGCCAUUUAUGUGCUGGUGUCAAACACAAGGUCCUGCUCAGACGUCUCCUGGCCACCUUCUUCGAUCGGAACACUCUUGCCAACAGCUGUGGAACUGGAAUCAGGUCCUCCACGAGCGAUCCCAGCAGGAAGCCCUUGGACAGCAGGGUCCUCAAUGCAGUCAAAUUGUACUGUCAGAACUUUGCCCCGAGCUUUAAGGAGAGCGAGAUGAACGUGAUCGCGGCCGACAUGUGCACCAACGCGCGGCGCGUGCGCAAGCGCUGGCUGCCCAAGAUCAAGUCCAUGCUGCCCGAGGGGAUGGAGAUGUACCGCAGCGUCAUGGGCUCCUCCACAAACACUGUCCCCCUGGAGCCCGACUUCCAGCCCGGCGCGGCGCAGCCCUUCGAGCAGCGCAUCUAUGCAGAGAGGAGGAGCGAGGCGGGGACUAUCGUAGCCCUGAGAACUAGCACGGUGAACGUGGAGCUCAGCAACGGGUCCAGCCAGUCCUUCGAGCAGGGCGAGGACGCCGAGGGCGGCGGCUCCGUCAUCCAGGAGGCGGCUGCCACCGAGGCCGUGGCAUCAGAAACCCAAAGCACCCCCCAACCCUUCGAGCAGGGCUCGGGCUCCUCCAGCCGGCCCGAGACCCCCGUGAGGAGACAGGAUGGUACUUAUGGAGGGACUUUAUAGAGAGAGCAAACAUUUCAUCACCUAUAAGGGAUCUGUAAUACUAAAGCUGCUUGCAUGCAUUACUAAUACGAAACAAACAAAAAAAAAAUGUGAUCAAGCCACUUACCUACUGAACUGCUACUGUUGCCUGAAAAAAAUGUGAUUUUUAUUCUGCUUGUAUUUAAAAUUUAUGAAGGAAAUAAUCGCAUUCGUUAUACUGUAAAUGACUAGGUCUGUGGCGACCUACUUAAAAAAAUAUUGGGCUCCUUUUUUGAUAUUCCUGAGGUUAGUCUAUAAGAUUGUAGCUUUUUCUUUUUUUUUUUCCUUUCCUUUCCUUUUUUUUUUGGUUUUUUUUUUUUCUUUUUUUGUUUGUUUGUUUUAAGAAGGGGAGGAGAAAAGCUAGCCACCCCCCACCCACCACCACCCCGUCAUCACCCCAUCCAUCACUCAGCUCAGAAGUAAAGCCAUCGUUAACCUUGUCCUCGAAGGAGAGUUUUGUCACUGACCAGGAAAGCAAGGCGUGUUCGGGUGCAGGUGCUGUGACUGGCCGCGUUUGUCUUGGGAAGGGCUCGAGCCAAGUGGGACGGGCUGGGGGAAAUCGUGGCAGUGAAAUCGUGGCCAGGCCCCUCUGGAGGCAGGCGGGGAGCCCUGGCCGUGGGUGCUGCUGUCCCAGGGAGGCUCCUCAGCCCCCUGGAGCAGGGAUGGCGCUGUGGGAGUUCAGGCUGGCGCGUGUCGGGAGGACUGUGUGGGAUGCAGGUGUAGAGCCUGGCUGCCGUUGUGGUUGUGGUCUGGUUUUUGCCCAACGUGGCUGGGUUUGGGUUUGGGUUUGGGUUUGGUUUCUCUCUCCCUCCUCCCUUCCUCCCUCCCAGCCGCUCCUUUUCCUUUGCUUCUCCGUGUUGGCGCCUUCACGUCCCCACUCCUGGGGGACAGGAUCUGUCACCCCUCUGCACCCCAGGUCCUGGGGCACCCACUGGGAGGGGAGGAGCCCCCCCUGAGCCUGUGAAGGGAUUUAGGGAGGGAUCUGAGCAUGGAGAGCACGUUGUUCUUGCUCCAAAGGGCACGGAGUCUCUUGGUGCUGGCUCCUGGCAGCAUCCGCACCGGAGGCAGAGCUCAGUGCGUGCAGAGCUCGCCCUCUGCCCCUCCCUCCUCCCCUGGCCAACCAUGCUCUCACUUUUUAAUAAUUUGGAGUGGAUUGGAUGCAAAAAUUAAAAGACAAAAUGAUCUUUGAGCCCUUCUGUGAAGAGGUUUUGGGGAGGAGGAAGCGCUUUGCCUCCUGCUCACCCUCCCGUGCCCCUUGUGGGGAAAACCCGAUGUGGAGUUAUUUGUCUUUGUUCUUCUUGUUGCAGGCUGAUGUCCCCAGGCUGUGGUGGCUUUGGUGGCCUCGGGAUGGGACUUGGGGGUGUCCCUGGAGCCCGAUGGCAGCAGGUACCUGCUCUGUC